UUUUUUUUUUUUUUUUUUUUUAUUAUCUUACCAACUCGUUUUGGUUUUUCACUCGUUUUCUAUUAUAUACCCAUCUUUGUAUUUUGCACGUGCGUCUUGUAAUAUAUUAUUGAAAUAUUUUAUUUUUUUGUGCUCAAAGAUAUAUCAACUUACUGACUAAAAUAAAAAAUAAAAAUAAAAUAAUAAAUAUUAUAUAUUUGCCAACCAAUUCUUUAAAGAGUUAUUUGAAACGUUUGAUCGACUUUAGUCGACUUUAUUACAAUAAAUAAUGUCUUAUCAGGAUGAAUAUUUGGAAGAUCUUCUAGGCACUACUGAAAACUCAACACAACAGGAGGCGGGAAAUUUCUUAAGCACUGCUUCUGUUACAUUUCCAUAUAAUCCAGCUUUUGCUAAUAGUACAUUAAGAACUACACCGGUUGCUGCAAAUCAGGAUGAUACCCAAUUGAUUAAACAACAAUCAACUGAACCUUCGCCUUACGAUAUAAGUAACAUUCCUUCUUCUAUGGAUCCUUUAUUUAAUUUGAGUAAUGUAAUGGGAAGUAAUGUGGGAAACAUUGGAUCUGGCAGUGGAUCAAGUGGUUCAGCAAGAUCUACAAAUUUACCUAUAAUUCCCCCAGUUUUAGGUCCAAUUCGACAACCUCCCGUAACAGGAGCUGUAACAACUAACUUCCCAGGAUUAUAUUCUAGUACGGGAUUUGAUAUGCUUGGUGUUUUGGCUCGUGUUGCUGCAAGACCAAAUCCUCAGAUAAAUAUCGGACCUGUUGAUAUGAGCUGUUCGUUUUUAGUUGUUGAUGCUCGUGAAUAUGAUUUUCCGAUCGUAUAUGCCAGUCAUACGUUCGAAAAGCUGACCGGGUAUUCUAAUUCGGAAAUUAUUGGGCGAAAUUGCAGGUUUUUGCAAGCUCCAGAUGGACAUGUGGCUCUUGGUUCGCGUCGUCGUUAUACCGAUAACAACGCGGUUUAUCAUAUAAAAAGUCACAUGAUAGCCGGAAAAGAAUGUCAGGCAUCCAUUAUUAAUUAUAGGAAAGGUGGCCAGCCAUUUAUCAAUUUAGUAACUGUUAUCCCAAUAACAUGGGAUAGUGACGAGGUUGCCUAUUUUGUUGGCUUUCAAGUGGAUUUAGUCGAUCAACCAAACGCUAUAUUGGAGAAAAUGAAGGACGGCACAUACGUCGUGAAUUAUUCUUUAAUGAACUUAUCUCAAUAUAUUCCUCCAAGUGUGGGUUAUAUAGGUGAAUCUAAUAAUGUUGAAGAAUAUAUUCGAGACUUAAAUAGUGCCAUGCCAUUUCCUGCAUCACUUGAAGUAUUUGAUUUAAUAGGAGGAAAUGCCGAUACUGAAGUUAGCAAAAGGCUGUGGUACAAAAUGUUAUUAGAGCAUUCAGAUGAUUUCAUUCAUGUCCUUUCAUUAAAGGGAAUAUUUCUUUAUUGUUCACCAAGUUGUAAGAGAAUAUUAGAAUAUGAUGUAGAAGAAUUAUUAGCAAGUGGUCUCUCAUCAAUAUGUCAUCCAAGUGAUAUUGUGCCAGUUAUGAGAGAAUUAAAAGAGUCAUCAAAUGGUGUAGAAGCGGUAAACCUUGUUUAUCGUAUUAGACGUAAACAUUCAGGAUAUAUGUGGUUUGAAGCACAUGGAAAAUUACAUUUAGAACAAGGAAAAGGAAGAAAAUGUGUGAUACUUUCAGCUCGUGAAAGACCUGUUUAUAAAUUACAAUGGAAAGAUCUCCAAACAAUUGGAGGAAUAACGGAUCAAGAAUUCUGGACAAAAUUAUCAAUAGAUGGAUUAUUUUUAUAUGCAUCUUCUGCAUGUCAAAAUUUAUUAAAUUAUACAUCAGAAGAAUUAGUAGGAACUUCAAUAUAUCAUUAUGUUCGGUCUGACCGCACAACUGAUAUAACGAGAAGUUUGACUUCAGCAAAAGAUGGAAAUACUCAUAGCUUAAAACAUCACAUUCUAAAAAAGAAUGGACAAUAUAUGGAAGUUAUAACAACUUUUUAUCCAGGAGAUUCUGUUCAAACAGAUCAAAUACCAUCAUUCGUUAUUUGUCAAACAAAAGAGGUUGCAUCUGAACCUUCAAGACGACGUUCUACUUCAUUAUCGCCUGUUCAAUCUUCACCCACAUCAUCAUCAUGUUCUCCUGAUGGGGCUUCAUCUGGGGGUUCCACACCAACACCAUCUAUACAUUUAAGAAAUAUUUCAGUUGAACAUCAACCUACUGAUAAUAUUUUUGAAGAAUUGGAUACAACAAGGAGUACGAGUUGGCAAUAUGAGUUGCAUCAAAUGCGACUAACGAAUAAGAAAUUACGAGAAGAAUUAGAAUCUAUUAAACAUUCAAAGAAGAAAAGAAAGAAGCGAAGUGCACCUUCCUCAAACAAGGUUAUGCAAAGCAAAUGAAUGCUCAAGGUGGUGGGCCACCAUCCUCAUCUGUUUCACCAAAAAUCAAGCCUAACAUGGUAUAAAACAAAAAUUUUUUAGAUAUCUUGGGACAGUAAAAUAAAAAAAAAAAUUAAAGCGUUGAAGAUAAAUAUAAAUAAAUAUAAAUAUAUAUAUAAAAAAAAAUAAUUUUUUUCCUGAUAGGAUUUUAUACUUUUUUUUAGAUGGGUUUAUCA
Molecule: messenger RNA, 2592 nt
Organism: Rhizophagus irregularis DAOM 181602=DAOM 197198
Lineage: Eukaryota; Fungi; Glomeromycota; Glomeromycetes; Glomerales; Glomeraceae
Biological process (GO): regulation of DNA-templated transcription
Cellular component (GO): nucleus
Molecular function (GO): zinc ion binding; protein binding; sequence-specific DNA binding
Source: RefSeq, a predicted model, not a curated record